CCUGAAGUUGUGCGGUUGUGCUUCUUGAAUAAGAUCGCACAACCACUCACAUUUUUUUGUGAAUAAAAAAUACCAAUAAAAAUAUACAAAAAAAAACAUAAAAAUACAAAAAUCACCCCAAAAAAAUCGCAAAACAGUGAAAACCCCCCAAACAACACAAUAAAAAAUCGUAUUUUUCAUUUCGCAAAAGAAUCGUUGCAAAUUGUGUGCGUGAACAGAAGCCACCGACGUCCUUUUCUGCUUCGUGACUCCAGCGAACAGCAACCUCUGUUACCAGUUCAGCAAACAAAAAAGAAGGCAGCCAGCUUCUCUCACCUUCGUGCUAACACAACUGCAGCAGCUUGAACAGGAAAUAUAUUUCCAUCCCCCGUGGUACGAUUCCUCAAAGUCGUCGACGUAGCAACGUGUCCGUGCGUACGUAGCUCGAGUGCGAAAUUUUCGGAGAACGCCCCAGCCAACCUCGCGGGCUUUAAUUGCACGAGUUGUGUGCAAGCGGAAGUGAAAGUUAAGACUCACAGACACCGUCACUGUUGACGCCGCGUCACCACCUUUUCGAGAAAAAAGAGAUACCUCCAGCGCAUCACGAACCAUCAUGAAUCCCGGAGCACCGAACUACCAGAUGGCUUCGCUGUACGUCGGCGAUCUGCACUCGGAUAUUACCGAGGCAACGCUGUUCGAGAAAUUUUCCACCGCCGGACCGGUACUGUCGAUCCGUGUGUGCCGCGACCUUAUCACUCGUCGCUCCCUUGGCUACGCGUACGUCAACUUCCAGCAGCCAGCCGAUGCUGAACGUGCGUUGGAUACGAUGAACUUUGAUCCAAUCAAAGGACGUCCGAUCCGUAUUAUGUGGUCGCAGCGUGACCCUUCGUUGCGAAAAUCCGGAGUAGGCAACGUUUUUAUCAAGAAUUUGGAUAAAAAGAUCGAUAACAAGGCAAUGUACGAUACGUUUUCGGCUUUUGGUAAUAUUCUGAGCUGCAAGGUGGCUCAGGAUGACAAAGGACAGAGCAAGGGAUAUGGUUUUGUGCAUUUCGAGACGGAGGAAUCGGCAAACGAAUCCAUCUCAAAGGUAAACGGCAUGUUGCUGAACGAGAAAAAAGUAUUUGUCGGACGCUUUAUCUCGCGCAAGGAGCGUGAGAAGGAGCUCGGCGAAAAGGCUAAGCUGUUCACUAAUGUGUACGUAAAGAACUUUGGCGAGGAAUUGAAUGAAGAGACACUGCGCGAGAUGUUCGAGAAGUACGGUUCGAUCACGAGUCUUCGCGUGAUGAUGAAGGACGGUAAAAGCCGUGGGUUCGGAUUUGUGGCUUUCGAGAGUCCAGAGGCAGCCGAGCAAGCGGUUCAAGAGCUGAAUGGCAAAGAUCUUGCCGAAGGAAAGACACUGUAUGUUGGUCGUGCUCAGAAGAAAAACGAGCGUCAGAUGGAGCUGAAACGUCGUUUCGAGCAGCUGAAGAUGGAGCGCUUGACGCGUUACCACGGUGUGAAUCUGUACGUGAAGAACUUGGAUGACACAAUUGAUGACGAACGCCUGCGCAAGGAGUUCGCUCCGUAUGGUACAAUCACUUCCGCCAAGGUGAUGCUGGAUGAAGGCCGCUCGAAGGGCUUCGGUUUCGUGUGCUUCUCGGCGCCGGAUGAAGCCACGAAGGCGGUAACGGAAAUGAACGGGCGUAUUGUCGGCAGCAAGCCACUCUAUGUGGCGCUAGCCCAGCGCAAGGAGGAGCGCAAAUCGCAUCUGGCUAGCCAGUAUAUUCAGCGCGUAAAUAGCCUGCGUAUGCAGCACAUUGGGCAGGUGUAUCAGCAGGGUGGCAGCUAUUUCAUGCCAACUCUCGCACAGCCUCAGCGCUACUAUGGCCCACAGGUAGCGCCAGUACGUACUGCUCCGCGCUGGUCUGCCAAUGCGCAGAUCCGACCGACUACAGCCAAUCAAAAUGUGGCUGCGAAUGCUCCGGCCGGUGGUUAUCCGGCGAUGCAAACUCAUGUGGCCAACAACCAGUACCGCCAAGCGAGCAACGUGCGCGGUGGCAAUCAGCAGGUUGCAAACGCUCAAUCUGCUCAAGCAACCUCCGCUGCUAUGCGUAACUCUGCUCGACCGAUUACUGGUCAGCAGACUGCAGCCAACAUGCAAACGCGCCCGGUUGCACCACCAUUGGCUGCCGGACAAACCCGUACAGCCAACUAUAAGUACACGCAAGCCAUGCGCAACGCACCGGUGCCGCAGCCUGUCCCCAUGCCAGCACAACCCGUUGCUCAGCAAGCUGUCAUCGUUAAAGGACAAGAACCACUUACUGCUUCAAUGUUGGCCGCUGCUCAACCGGCUGAGCAAAAGCAGAUGCUUGGAGAACGUUUGUUCCCAUUGAUUGAAGUCAUGUAUCCGAACCUCGCGGGUAAGAUUACUGGUAUGCUACUCGAAAUUGACAACUCGGAGCUGCUGCACAUGCUGGAGCAUAAAGAGUCGCUCAACUCGAAGGCUGAAGAAGCUGUAGCUGUGCUGCAGGCUCACCAGAAAUCCUCCGGGCAGAACAACUAAGCGCAGAAUAGCGUAGCAGCUGGAGCGGCGUUUGUCAAAUGAUCCUUCUUUGCCAAAUUCUUGAGGAUUCGUUUGUAGUAUCCAUUUAAGCAAUGCAGAUUGUAGUGAAAACAAUUAUCAUGUGAAUGUAGACAAAUUCCAUUAAAUGAUAUAUUGUAGCUAUAUUCACUCGUCAAGGUUCAUUCUUUUGGUAAGACAAUUGAACAGUGCAGCAUUUGCUAAUCGAACGAUAUCUAAUUGAUUUAGGCGCUGGGGUAUCGUUUUGCGAAUGCUCGUAUUUUUCAUUAUUCAUAUUAUAAAAUUGAAUAUGUCAUUUAAUCGUCAAAGAAAAUUCUUAACGAUUUUCCAGCUUUUGCAGAACGCACACUGCAAUCUUCUUAAAACAAUAAUAUAACCUAUCAAAUAUUAUAUUACACAGAAAAAUAUAUAUAUGCAUAAAGUAUAUAUAAAAAAGAUACAAAAAAAUUGAAAAGAAACUAUAAAAAUCGUAAAUGAUGAAAAAGGUAACUUCAAAAAUAUUGCAAAAUGGAAAAGUAAAUCCUCUUGACGAACACCAACAAUUGUAGGUAGAGUUCGUAAAGAAGGACACCUGCGACAGAGAGAGGAGAAAAUUGCAAAAAAAAUCAGAAAACAAUUCAAAAUGUCAAAUGUUGAUUUUUAACGAACCUUCAAUAAGUAAAUCAUUAAUAAUUUGCCAAGACAAGCAAGUACUGUACUACUGAGCAAUUUGGAACGUUUAGAAAACAAGGAGGAUUCUAGAAGAUAUACACGGAAUUUGAACAGUGCGAAGAUUCUAAGUUUCUAAAUAUCCCAGGCAUGAAGUAGAAAGAAUUUCAAAGGAAACUGUGAAAAAGCAAUUCAACAAAACCUUAGAGGAAGAAUGAAACCACGAAAAAAAAACUGUGAGUCACACAAUACUAAAAAAGAUCUUAAUUCAAUGAGAUACAACAGAACAACCGAUGCGACAGUCUGAAUAUAUAAACGAAAUAAAAUCAAAAAACUGAAAAAUAGCAAAAAAAGUGAAAAUACAUAAAAACAAAAAAGAGAAAAACUUACGUGAGACACUGUGAAGAAACCGGUGGUAGAAACUAUGCUUUUAUAAAAGCACACGUAACGGAGUAAACGAGAUGAGAGGAUAGAGGUGACAGAAGAAAAAUAACAACUGAAAAAAAAACUGAAAAAAUUGCAACUGAAAAUUCUACAAACAAAAAGGGGAUGAGAAAUGGAACAAUGACGAAUUGUUGAACCGA
Molecule: messenger RNA, 3771 nt
Organism: Anopheles nili
Lineage: Eukaryota; Metazoa; Arthropoda; Insecta; Diptera; Culicidae
Gene: pAbp
Product: polyadenylate-binding protein 4-like
Exons: 3
Coding region: 593-2521 (642 amino acids)
Cellular component (GO): ribonucleoprotein complex
Molecular function (GO): RNA binding
Source: RefSeq, a predicted model, not a curated record